GCCGAGCGCGGCGCUGCGGCUUUAAGGUGUCUCGGAGUGUGACUGGAAGCCCCUCCCUCCUUCCCACUGGAAAGAACAGCUCCCAGAGAAUGAUCUGCAAACCUGCCAGGGUGGGCUGCCCGACUGCUUUGUGUGCUCCAUGCAAAUAGAGCUGGCCUGAUGCGCCGCAGCCCGCUGCCCCCCAACUGAGCACCGCAUCUACACCGAGGGGAGGCAGGCAGAGGACACAGGGGCAAAAGGCAGCAGCAGAAAGCGCCUCUCCGCCAGCGAUCACCCGGCAUAGGGAGGAGGAGGAGAGCAAAUCAGUGCAUUUCCUCCGCUAACCUGAGCCCUCCAUGCCUGGCUGAGGAGAGGCUGACAAAGACAGAUCAGGGGUGCGAGAUUUACCCCCACACCCUGCGGAGAAUGGCGGAUCGCAGUCUGGAUAGUGUGCCCCUGCCCCUGGAGGUGAGAGCCAGGCUGGCCGAGCUGGAGCUGGAGCUGUCUGAGGGUCAUUCAUGUAUCUCGGGUCCCUCAGCAAUGAGAUGGCAUGGGACGACUUGGAAAACAGCAGCAUUAUGUGACAUCACGCAGAAAGGAUAUGAAAAGAAGAGGUCAAAACUGAUCGGGGCGUACCUGCCCCAGCCCCCAGGGUUGGAACAGUCUCUUCCCCCUGAAAGGAGAACGCCCGUCACCCCCUCCUCCUCCUCCAGAUACCACCGCCGGCGGUCCUCAGGGUCCCGGGAUGAACGCUAUCGGUCAGAUGUACAUACGGAAGCCGUCCAGGCAGCUCUUGCUAAACACAAAGAAAGGAAAAUGGCGGUCCCUAUGCCAUCCAAGCGACGCUCUCUUGUGGUUCAGACAUCGAUGGACGCAUACACCCCCCCAGAUACCUCUUCAGGGUCCGAAGAUGAAGGUUCAGUCCAGGGGGACUCCCAAGGAACUCCCACCUCAAGCCAGGGUAGCAUAAACAUGGAGCACUGGAUCAGCCAAGCUAUCCAUGGGUCCACCACAUCCACCACUUCUUCCUCCUCAACACAAAGUGGAGGCAGCGGGGCGGCGCACAGAUUAGCAGACGUUAUGGCCCAGACACACAUAGAUCCUUCUGGCUGCCAUUGUUCCAAACACCUAAGACCAGGACUGGAGAAAUCCCAGGACUCAGAAAACCAUUCGGCCCCUCCAGAUGUUACCACCUACACCUCGGAACACUCCUUACAGAUAGAAAGACCGCAGGGCUCGACGUCGCGCGCAGCUCCGAAGUACGGAAAUGCAGAGCUCAUGGAAACUGGAGAUGGGGUACCUGUGAGCAGUAGGGUAUCUGCCAAGAUACAACAACUUGUCAACACCUUGAAAAGACCCAAGCGGCCUCCGUUACGAGAGUUCUUCGUGGAUGACUUUGAAGAAUUAUUAGAAGUUCAGCAACCAGAUCCAAACCAGCCCAAGCCGGAGGGGGCCCAGAUGUUAGCCAUGCGAGGGGAGCAGCUCGGCGUGGUCACCAACUGGCCGCCUUCGCUCGAAGCCGCACUCCAGCGAUGGGGAACCAUAUCGCCCAAAGCGCCCUGCCUUACCACUAUGGACACCAACGGAAAACCACUUUACAUCCUGACAUACGGAAAACUAUGGACCCGAAGUAUGAAGGUGGCCUACAAUAUACUCCAUAAACUGGGAACGAAGCUGGAGCCCAUGGUCCGACCAGGAGACAGAGUUGCUCUUGUGUAUCCGAAUAACGACCCCGCGGCGUUCAUGGUAGCGUUUUACGGCUGCUUGUUAGCUGAAGUUGUCCCCGUUCCGAUUGAAGUGCCGCUAACCAGGAAGGAUGCGGGAAGCCAGCAGAUCGGCUUUUUGUUGGGAAGCUGUGGGGUUACUGUAGCCUUGACGAGCGAUGCCUGCCAUAAGGGACUUCCGAAGAGUCCAACGGGGGAAAUUCCACAAUUUAAAGGUUGGCCGAAGCUGCUUUGGUUUGUAACAGAAUCGAAACAUUUGUCUAAACCGCCGCGCGAUUGGUUUCCACAUAUCAAGGAUGCGAAUAACGACACGGCUUACAUUGAGUACAAAACAUGCAAAGAUGGAAGCGUGCUGGGGGUGACCGUGACGCGAAUCGCGCUUCUUACGCACUGUCAAGCCCUUACCCAGGCCUGCGGCUACACGGAAGCGGAAACGAUUGUGAAUGUUUUGGACUUUAAGAAGGAUGUGGGGCUUUGGCACGGCAUCCAUACGAGCGUCAUGAACAUGAUGCACGUUAUAAGCAUCCCGUAUUCUCUCAUGAAAGUUAAUCCCUUGUCUUGGAUCCAGAAAGUCUGCCAGUAUAAAGCAAAGGUUGCUUGUGUCAAGUCUCGGGAUAUGCAUUGGGCGCUAGUUGCACACCGCGAUCAGCGAGAUAUCAACAUGGCGUCCCUGCGCAUGCUUAUUGUGGCCGAUGGAGCGAACCCUUGGUCCAUUUCUUCUUGCGAUGCUUUCCUCAAUGUCUUCCAAAGUAAAGGUCUGCGUCAGGAGGUUAUCUGUCCUUGUGCCAGCUCACCGGAGGCUCUUACCGUGGCCAUAAGGAGGCCGACGGAUGACAGCAACCAGCCCCCGGGGAGAGGAGUGUUAUCAAUGCAAGGCCUCACCUACGGCGUCAUUCGAGUGGACUCGGAAGAGAAGCUCUCUGUACUUACUGUGCAAGAUGUCGGAACAGUCAUGCCUGGCGCGAUUAUGUGUUCGGUUAAACCCGAUGGAGUUCCCCAGCUGUGUCGGACGGAUGAAAUCGGAGAGCUUUGUGUCUGCGCUCUCGCUACGGGCACAUCGUACUAUGGUCUCUCCGGCAUGACCAAGAAUACCUUUGAGGUUUUCCCAGUGACCAGCUCGGGCGCUCCGAUCAGCGAAUAUCCUUUUAUAAGGACGGGGCUCCUAGGCUUUAUAGGACCAGCUGGGCUGGUCUUUGUUGUGGGGAAAAUGGAUGGCCUCAUGGUCGUGAGCGGACGCAGACACAAUGCCGAUGACAUCGUAGCAACUGCGUUGGCGGUGGAACCCAUGAAGUUUGUCUACAGAGGAAGGAUAGCCGUGUUUUCGGUCAACGUCUUGCAUGAUGAGAGGAUAGUCAUCGUUGCUGAGCAGAGGCCGGAUUCUACAGAGGAGGACAGCUUCCAGUGGAUGAGCCGAGUCCUUCAGGCUAUUGACGGUAUACACCAGGUUGGUGUUUACUGUUUAGCACUCGUACCAGCAAAUACCCUCCCCAAAACCCCCUUGGGUGGCAUUCACCUUUCAGAGACCAAGCAACUGUUCCUGGAAGGAUCACUGCAUCCAUGCAACGUCCUGAUGUGCCCGCACACCUGUGUAACAAACCUGCCCAAGCCACGGCAAAAACAGCCAGAAAUUGGCCCUGCCUCUGUGAUGGUGGGGAACUUGGUCUCGGGUAAGAGGAUUGCACAAGCCAGCGGAAGGGAUCUGGGGCAGAUAGAAGACAACGAUCAGGCUAGAAAGUUUUUAUUCUUGUCAGAAGUCCUACAGUGGAGAUCUCAAACCACGCCUGAUCAUGUCCUAUACACGUUACUUAAUUCAAGGGGAACGAUAGCCAACUCUCUGACGUGCAGCCAGCUACACAAGCGAGCGGAGAAGAUCGCGGUCAUGUUAAUGGAAAGAGGACACUUACAAGACGGAGAUCACGUCGCGCUGGUUUAUCCUCCAGGGACGGACCUGAUUGCGGCAUUUUACGGCUGCCUUUAUGCCGGCUGCGUGCCGAUUACCGUGCGUCCUCCGCAUCCGCAGAAUAUCGCAACGACAUUGCCCACGGUGAAAAUGAUAGUGGAGGUGAGCCGGUCUGCCUGUCUGAUGACUACUCAGCUCAUCUGUAAACUGUUACGCUCAAGAGAAGCUGCAGCAGCCGUGGAUGUUAGAUCGUGGCCGCCGAUCCUCGACACCGAUGAUUUGCCAAAGAAGAGACCUUCCCAAAUCUACAAACCAUCUGACCCAGAAACAUUGGCUUACCUGGAUUUUAGUGUCUCUACAACUGGAAUGCUCGCCGGGGUGAAGAUGUCUCAUGCAGCCACUAGUGCCUUCUGUCGUUCUAUUAAACUUCAGUGUGAGCUGUAUCCGUCUCGAGAGGUGGCUAUAUGUCUGGAUCCGUACUGCGGACUUGGCUUCGUCCUUUGGUGCCUCUGUAGCGUGUAUUCUGGACACCAGUCUAUACUAAUUCCUCCGUCAGAGCUGGAGAUCAACCCCGCUUUGUGGCUCCUCGCCGUGAGUCAGUACAAAGUCCGCGACACGUUUUGCUCGUACUCCGUUAUGGAACUCUGUACCAAGGGCCUUGGCUUACAGACCGAAUCCCUGAAGGCAAGAGGUUUGGAUCUCUCCAGGGUACGGACUUGCGUGGUAGUGGCUGAAGAACGCCCGAGGAUAUCUCUCACCCAGUCCUUUUCAAAGUUAUUUAAAGACCUGGGUCUCCAUCCGAGGGCUGUAAGCACUUCGUUCGGCUGUCGGGUUAACCUGGCCAUAUGCUUGCAGGGAACAUCUGGACCGGAUCCCACCACCGUCUAUGUGGACAUGCGGGCUUUGCGACAUGACAGGGUUCGAUUGGUGGAAAGAGGAUCUCCACACAGCCUGCCUCUCAUGGAAUCGGGAAAGAUCCUUCCUGGAGUUCGUAUAAUUAUUGCAAAUCCAGAAACAAAGGGACCCCUCGGAGACUCUCAUCUCGGGGAGAUUUGGGUGCACAGCAUCCACAACGCCAGUGGGUAUUUCACUAUAUACGGCGACGAGUCCCUGCAAUCCGAUCACUUCAGUUCAAGGCUCAGCUUCGGAGACACGCAAACUGUUUGGGCGAGAACGGGUUACCUGGGCUUUUUAAGAAGAACGGAGCUGACCGAUGCAAACGGAGAACGCCAUGAUGCCCUGUACGUGGUUGGUGCUCUGGAUGAAGCGAUGGAGCUGCGAGGGAUGAGGUAUCACCCAAUUGAUAUAGAGACAUCGGUGAUAAGAGCGCAUAAGAGUGUCACAGAAUGUGCGGUGUUUACCUGGACUAACUUGUUGGUGGUGGUCGUUGAACUUGAGGGAUCUGAGCAGGAAGCCUUGGAUCUGGUACCGCUGGUAACCAACGUGAUCUUGGAAGAACAUUACCUGAUCGUAGGUGUGGUAGUGGUGGUGGACAUUGGUGUCAUUCCUAUCAACUCCCGUGGAGAGAAACAGCGUAUGCACCUACGAGAUGGCUUUUUGGCAGAUCAGCUCGAUCCCAUUUACGUGGCCUACAACAUGUAGUCUUGUACAUUUUACGGCUUCCAUGGACUUUAUUAUAGGUGUAUAAAUUUCUUUUUUUGGUGUCCACUGAAACAAAUCAUGUGCAAAUAAGGGGAUAACCAUGUUCACAAUGGAGCAUUUUUGUUAUUAUUAUUAUCUACGGAUUUGUCAUAAUUGGCCAGAAGAAAUGUGAACUUUUUUGUUUCGUUUUUACCACUGCAUUUAAGCACCAAGAGAGAUUUUUAGGUACGUGUCCUUCCUCCGUGUAAACAUCGAGUACCGCAGGGGUCUCCACCGUAUUGCAACCCAAUCCGGCACUCAGACUAUUUCAAAUUGUCGAUUUUUAGGUCUGUUUUUAUUUUCUCCGCUUGCGUGUCUAUCCGAUGCUAGUAGGAUCCACUUGUUUUAAUUAGGUUGCUACAAAUUUUGUGAAAGGGGGGCUUUUUUAAAAAAAAAAAUUAGUUUAUUGCUUGGGAAAAGUCGGUGGGGAAAAAGAAAUAACGAAAUAUUUUAUGCCAUUUCUCAAGACAUAAGGUACGAAAAAAGCAUUGUCAUGGGGGUUAUAUAGCGGUGUCGGCUUAAACCGGCUAAGGAUACGGCCUCACGUUCCUCCGUUACGCCAUCUGAUUUUUAACGUUCCAAGGAUAAAAAAAAAA
This is a messenger RNA of Spea bombifrons (plains spadefoot toad), 5840 nucleotides long. It is a transcript of the gene DIP2C, whose product is annotated as disco interacting protein 2 homolog C. Lineage: Eukaryota; Metazoa; Chordata; Amphibia; Anura; Pelobatidae. The transcript is spliced from 39 exons. Bases 406 to 5205 code for a protein of 1599 amino acids. The record is from RefSeq and is a predicted model, not a curated record.